This is a messenger RNA of Dipodomys spectabilis (banner-tailed kangaroo rat), 3024 nucleotides long. RefSeq names its product ubiquitin specific peptidase 45 (gene Usp45). The transcript is spliced from 18 exons. The record is from RefSeq and is a predicted model, not a curated record. Gene Ontology annotation, molecular function: cysteine-type deubiquitinase activity; zinc ion binding. The coding region runs from base 62 to 2512 and encodes 816 amino acids. Gene Ontology annotation, biological process: protein deubiquitination. NCBI's taxonomy places the organism in Eukaryota, Metazoa, Chordata, Mammalia, Rodentia, Heteromyidae.
CGCGCACGCGCACUGGCGGCUGGUCGUGGACGCGGCGGCCCGGCGGGCGGGUAAAUAACAGAUGCGGGUAAAAGAUCCAUCCACAGAUUUACCUGAAAAAGGCAAAAGAAAUAAAAGACCUUCAAUCCCUCAUGAUGAAGAUUCUUCAGAUGAUAUUACUGUAGCCUUAACUUGCCAACACGUAAGUCACGCUGUCAGUGUGAAUCAUGUGAAGAAAGCAAUAGCCGAGAACCUAUGGUCAGUUUGCUCAGAAUGUUUAAGAGAAAGAAGAUUCUGUGAUGGACAGCCAGUACUUCCUUCUGAUGUUUGGCUGUGUCUCAAGUGUGGUUAUCAGGGAUGUGGUAAAAACUCAGAAGGCCAGCAUUCACUGAAGCACUUCCGGAGUUGCAGAACAGAUUCUCAUUGUAUUACAGUUAGUCUGAGUACAUGGAUUAUAUGGUGUUACGAAUGUGAUGAAAAAUUAUCAACACAUUGUAAUAAGAAGGUUUUGGCUCAGAUUGUUGAUUUUCUCCAGAAACAUUUUUCUAAAACACAAACAAAUGCAUUUGCUCGAAUCCUAAAGCUUUGUGAAGAAAAAUAUGAAACGGGAGAAAUAAAGAAGGGAAGGCAAGCCAUCAGUGUGUCCUCAGUGAAAGGAAUUACAAACUUAGGGAAUACCUGCUUUUUUAAUGCAGUCAUCCAGAACUUGGCACAAACUUACAUACUUAUUGACACGAUGAAUGAGAUUAGAGAAGAUGGCACAAAAUUGAAAAUUGCUCUCUCUCCAGAUUCCCAGAUGGACCCCUUAGUGGUGGAACUUGCGAGCCCUGGACCACUGACCUCAGCCUUGUUCCUGUUUCUUCACAGCAUGAAGGAGUCAGAAAAAGGACCACUUUCUCCUAAAGUUCUUUUUAACCAGCUUUGUCAGAAGGCACCCCGAUUUAAAGGUUUCCAACAGCAGGAUAGUCAGGAGCUUCUUCAUUAUUUGCUGGAUGCAGUGAGGACAGAAGAAACAAAGAGAAUACAAGCUAGCAUUCUAAAAGCAUUUAACAACCCAACUACUAGGACUGCUGAUGAAGAAACUAGAAAAAAAGUCAAAGCAUAUGGAAAAGAAGGCGUAAAAAUGAACUUCAUAGAUCGGAUCUUUAUUGGUGAAUUAACUAGCACAGUCAUGUGUGAAGAAUGUGCAAACAUCUCCACAGUAAAAGAUCCUUUCAUUGAUAUUUCACUUCCUAUAAUAGAAGAAAGGGUUUCAAAACCUGUACUUUCUGGGAAAAUGAACAGAUGUAGAAGUUUACAGGAGGCAGAUCAUGACCAGCACCGGGACACAGUCGCUGUGCAGAGUACUCAGCAGCCCAGAGCUGCCAGGAAGCAGUCCUCAGCUAAGGAUAAGAAUCAAGGAAUUACUAGCAGAAAACAUGGAAGAAAAUUAUCACCUGGAGAAAACUCUGCUGUUAUAUAUGAGAAUAAUGAAGUCCUCCAAAGGAGUGGGGAAUCAUCAGCCUUUGCAAGCAUUGAGAGUACUGCAAGGUCUCUGACAGAAAGCCCUACAGAUGGCAGUGACAAAGCGGCAAGCAAUUCUGAAUCUAGCGCUGAUGCUGACAGUGAGGCUUCAGAAUCGGAAAGCACUUCCCGGAAGAGCAAGCUGCCUAGAUCCCAUGGUGAAGCCCAUGGGCACACACAUAGGCACCGUCAGCUGCUGCCAUCACCUGAACUGCCACAUUCCAAGACUGACAGUGGAGAUGAGGGAAUAGCUCAAGCAAUUUCUGACCUUCGAUUGAACAACACUGCAACUGGAGAUAGAGAUUUUGACAGAGAAAAUCAUCCCCUUAAUGGUCCAAACAACCUAUGUCUUCCAGAUAGGAAACAUAUGAGGCCUCACAGUCCCCAAAAUGCUUUUCAGACUCUUUCUCAGAGCUAUGUAACUACUUCCAAAGAAUGUUCAAUUCAGUCCUGUCUCUACCAGUUUACAUCUAUGGAAUUACUAAUGGGUAAUAAUAAGCUUCUCUGUGAGAAUUGUACUCAAAAGAAGCAGAAAUACUUAAAGGAAAGCAGUUCUGCAGAAAAGAAAGCAGAAGGAGUUUAUACGAAUGCCAGGAAGCAACUGCUCAUUUCUGCUGUUCCAGCUAUCCUGAUUCUCCAUCUUAAGAGAUUCCAUCAGGCUGGCUUGAGUCUUCGUAAAGUAAACCGGCACGUAGAUUUUCCACUUAUGCUGGAUUUAGCACCAUUCUGUUCAUCUGCUUGUAAGAAUGUAAAUAUGGGAGACAAGGUUCUUUAUGGUCUGUAUGGCAUAGUGGAACACAGUGGCUCUAUGAGAGGAGGUCAUUACACUGCUUAUGUGAAAGUGAGAGUUCCCUGCAGGAAAUUACCAGAACAGACCACUGGGAGGAAAAAUGUGCCCGGUUUGAAAGAACUUGCCAGUGAGGCAGGAGGCCACUGGGUCUACGUCAGUGACACUUACGUGCAGGUGGUUCCAGAAUCAAGAGCACUGAGUGCACAAGCUUAUCUUCUUUUUUAUGAAAGAAUUUUAUAGUUAUUUAUUACUUGCUAACGGCAAUGAUUAUUUAGCUCACUUUUAUUUGAAUGCUGCAACGGGAACUAUAAUAUGUAAUGUGCCUUGGUAUUCUCUCUUCUGUAGGAUCAGCAUGACCUUCAAAGGCUCCUUAGCAUUUUCACCAUUUUUGUGAAUCCUUUUAAUGUAAAUUAAAUUUACUCAGUGCUUUCAAGUUUAUAUUUCUGAAUGUAAAAACAAGAUUUAUUUCAUGUUAUGAGGGACAAAAAUAUCAAAACUGACAAUAGUAAGAGAAUUUUCUUUAUGAUAUGGCUCAUUAUUACAAGCAUUCAGAAAGGAUGCUGGCUUAAUGAAAUUAUUCCUUAAUGAUACUCUUUUCUCAUUAAGAUACUGCUUUUCUGAUCUCCUGUAGUAUAUCCUAUGCCAUUAUUUACUUUUAAUGUUUUAGUCUUUUUAGCCUUAACCUUAUUCUGAGCAGUUGUAAUUAACAUUUUAUGUAUUUGUUAUUUUUGUAAUAAACAUCAAAUUUAUAA